GCUUUCGGGAUGCGGGGCAGGAGGCGGGAGAGCUUUCGGGAUGCAGCGGGCGAGGUCCGGCGGUGCUGGCGGCGAGCGCGGGGGGAUCGGGGCACGCGAGGAUCGGGGGUGCGCCCGGCGGGGCUCGGGAAAAGCGGGAGGAACCGGGCAGGACGAGCGAGAGCUUUCGGGAGGGCACGGGGCAGGAGCCGGAGAUGCCGAGGGGGUCACCGGGCAGGGUGUGGGAGCAGCCGGGCAGGAGCUGGGAAGCUUUGGGGUGGCACCGGGAAGGACCGUGGGGUACCGGGGGCGGGGGUCGCAGCACCCACCUGUCUGUGUGCCCCCAGUCCCCUACCCCAUAGGACAGGUUUGGGGGAUAGAAGGGGGGGACGAUCCACCCCCCUCCCCUUUUAGGAGUGCUCAGAGUGGAGAAAGUCUGAGUGUUCCCGGGAAAAGGCAUUGGUACCUUGGAGCUGCCUAACAGCCGCUUCCAGCACCCCCAAACCCGAUGUACCCCCAUAGGGGGACACACCAGGGACACAAAAGUCCGCGGUUCACCUCCCUGCGUGGCACUGGGCAGGAAAUAUCCACUUGUUUUCCCUUGUUUACUGGUGCUGUACAGCCCUCCCAGCUGCUUUUGAGGUGUCUCCUUGGCCAUGCUGGAGGUGCACGUGGGGACGAGCCUGGUGUUCUCCGUGGAGGGGCAGCAGGCAGUGCUGCCUGUCUGGUACACCAGCCUCUCCCAGAAUGAGCCCUACAUCACCUGGAUGCUGAACAAGAAACCGACUCCCUUCCAGAUCCUGUCAUACAUAGGCGGGGUGGUGAAGGUGGAGGAGACAGACCUGAAGUCCCGCGUGGGGUUCCUGUACCCCAUCAUCACCCACAACAUCUCGGUGUUCAUCAACGCCACCCGGGAGCAAGACUCGGGUCAGUACAUGUGCACCGUCAACGUGGUGGACGACCCCAUCAGGAUGCACAAGAACGUCGGCCUCAUCAACCUCACCGUCCUGGUGCCACCGGCCGCCCCCACCUGCCAGCUGCACGGCAGCGCCAUCGUGGGGGCCAACGUCACCUUGAGCUGCUCCUCCAAGAAGGGGAAGCCCUCGCCCAUGUACCAGUGGCAGCGUGAGCCGCCCACCCUGCAGGUCUUCUUUCCCCCUGCCCAGGACCGGGCCAGGGGCACCCUCAAGCUGACCAACCUCUCCCUGGAAAUGUCGGGGGUCUACGUCUGCAGGGCUGAAAACCAGGCAGGCUCUAAGAACUGCAGCAUUGUCCUGGAGGUACACUCAAAAAGCACCAAAGCAGUCAUUGCUGGCGCCGUGCUGGGCUCCCUGGGUGCCCUUGCCACCAUCAUCUUCUUUGCCCAGAAGUUUUUUGGCUACAGGAGGAAAAAGCGUGACAGCCAGGAGGAGGGAGCCAACGAGAUCAAGGAAGACGCCGUGGCACCCAAAACCCCAUCGUGGGCGAGGAGGCCAGCCUCAGACACCAUGUCCAAAACCAGCACCCUGUCCUCCAUCGCGGGCACGCGGCCGGCCUACGGAGCCAGAGCCCCGUCCGACACCGCCUCCAUCCUCACCAGCACCGGCAGCUACCGGGGACCCCCGCCCCGGGCAGGGGGCCGGCCCCCCAGCCUCUCGCCCCCCGCCGCUAACGGGACCCCCCGGCGCCGCCAGGACCCCCCCGCCGCUCCCGGGGGGUCGCUGCCCCCCUCCAGCCUGGCACGAGCCGGCGCCGUUCCAGUCAUGGUGCCAGCACAGAGCCGAGCUGGCUCCUUGGUGUGAGCACCCCCCGAAAACAGGGGUGCCCACGGCCAGCCCAUCCCACUCCCUGUUUCCCGGGGUGGUUUUGGUCCCUUUUUGGGUUUCCUUUUCUUUUUUAACAGAUGCCUCGAGCAGCUGGACUCAUCGUGGGUGCGUUUAAUGGGUGCAGGGCUCUCUGGGUUUGGAGGGACCGAGUCUCCCCGUAAAUAUCAUCCCCAAACCAGCCCCAGCCCUGCCUCAGGGGGGUCCCCUUCUUAUGAUUUUUUUUUUUUUCUAUAUCUAUAUAUCAGGUGAAAUGAGGGAUUUUUCAUAAAAGAAAGUAGGGGUGGGGGGAGGGGGGUG
Molecule: messenger RNA, 2081 nt
Organism: Passer domesticus (house sparrow)
Lineage: Eukaryota; Metazoa; Chordata; Aves; Passeriformes; Passeridae
Product: endothelial cell-selective adhesion molecule-like
Exons: 7
Coding region: 636-1760 (374 amino acids)
Biological process (GO): homophilic cell-cell adhesion
Cellular component (GO): plasma membrane; adherens junction
Molecular function (GO): cell-cell adhesion mediator activity
Source: RefSeq, a predicted model, not a curated record